UUCGCUACUCCUUGGUUGCGGUCAUCCUACCCAAAUCGACACAAGGACGCCCAUCUCCGCCAGCGACCAGGUCCGCGUGCUUAUUUUGCCGUUUUCCAGCAGAAAACGAGAACAACAUUCACCACGGAUGAGCAAUUCGUUCUGGUGCAGCAGCAGCGAGUGAUCUAGCGCAGCCAGCAGGCCCUUGAGCAGCCAAUUAGCGGCGAACCGACCUCAGACAUAAUGGCAGACGAAUCAGACUUGGCCAAGAACUCGAACUUGUCAGCAGACGCCCAGGAGUUUUAUCCUAGAGGCUACGGAGCAAUGGCAUCACCGAACUCAUCUCAGCAUGCAAUACCUUUGGGGUUUGAGGCGCUGGCCGCCGGGGCGCCGGGCUUCCCGCCGAUGCUCAUGCCCUGGGCCAAUGGCUCCGCCGACCCUGCCGACUACCACUGCACAAUGCAGCCUAUGUACAUGGGGGGUGAAGAGCAGAGGUUCAUGAUGGUGGUGCCUCCUGCUGCCAGCUUCGUGCCGGCCGCCGUCCCUCACCGGCCGAUGGCCGCCCCCUCUAACCCCUCUUCUCACUGGUCGUCCAAGUCGGGCCCGACGGAGUUGCUGCGUUCGGCAAUGAGCGAAUUGACCGUCAACCCCGGUGAAUUUGACAACCUUGUGAUGCCCCUCGGAGACACCUUUUGCCAGUGGUUGACCGAGCCGGAAGUGAUCACCUCGGCAAUAGGUCUCAUCCUCGAGCAUUCCAUCAUGGAGCCGAACUUUAGGUACAACGGUGCACGGCUCUGCAACCUGCUCAACAACCUUGACAACACCGAAGAUGGCUCUGCCUUCAGAAAUAUCCUUCUGGAGAGAUGUCACCAAGAAAAUGAACAAGUAAAAGAAUUAAUCGAAGCCGAUCCGAAGAGGCUACAUUCGUUCACGCUCUUUUUGGCCGAGCUGUUUAUCCAGCUGGAAACGAAAAAGGGCACAGGAGCCAAAAUAUCGGUACUUGGUCAAGAACUGUACGAAGAUCUCAAGCUCUUGCUCUCCAGUCCAAACGACGACAAUGUCAAAUGUGCCUGCCAAGUGCUGAAGCUUGCCGGCAUGCAUUUGGAGCAGGAAGUGGACUCGGCCUCCAUGGACCAGUUGGAGGAACUUCUCACUCAGGCUCAGUCAUGUCCCAAUCUAAAGCCAAACAUGGCCAUAUUGGCCAAGAGUGUCAUCAACCUGCGACACCAGACCUGGGGCAGAUCACCACCUUCCCCUGCCCAGCCGCAAUGGAGCAGUGCUGACGGUGCCUCUCAUCAGUCAAACCACUUCACUAACGAGCCCGUAUACUACGGACCUGAUGGUCAGAUUUUGACUGCCGAAGAGAGCAGAUUCCUCCAAGAAGGCCUAAAUGCUAACAAAGGAGGCAGAGAUGACGAUGAGGGCAUGGAUGAAGAGCUGCAGGACGCCUACGAACAGUUCCUGCAGAUGGCUCCGAACUCUAAAUAAUAAUUAAAAACUGAGCAGUUUCUAUACGGACUUGUUAUAAAUAAUCGUGGUGUGUACUCGGGUAUUUAUAGAGGUCUCUGUUGAUGGGACACACUCAAGAGUUGUCAGUGAAUAUUUUGGAAUAAUAGGGAUUCAGUGUUCACUUAUGAAAUGUCACCAUGAAUGAUUUUGCAAGUGGCUAAAGUCUUUAAGCCAACUUUUAUCAAGAACCGAGUGGUUGAUUCUUCAUUAAUUUUAAUUCAUACAAAUAUUAGGUGCUUUUGAUUGGAAAUUGCUGCUUACAAAACGUUUGAGCCUUUUUCAUUUUGAAUUGCUGCUAUUAUUCAAUUUACUUGCCUGUCUUGUACUUUUUAGACAUAAAUUACUAAUAUCUUGUUACAGAAAUGUAUGUGUAAAUGAGAUGGGGAUCCUUAUGCACUAAAUCGUGUUGGAGCAGUUUUUAAUUUUAAUUUCUGUGUCGGCACUUUUACUGUUAUUUGCAGCUAGGGUCUAGCUUUGGCAAGUGGGCUCUUAGGUGAGAGGUGAAGUUAUGGUUUAUAAAUAUUGAGCUGCAAUUACUUAAAAAUCAAAGUUGAUUCAGCACCCCCUGCCAGAUUAGACCCUGCUUUAUUAUUUGUAUUGAUUCUUGAAGAGUCGAAGCAAUUGGAGACUUGUAUUUUGCCUAACAUCAUGUAUAUUUUUACAGAUAAGAUUGAUCAAAUGCAUUGCUUAAGCCAUCAUGUGUAAAUACAAAGUCAUUAUAGGCGCAUUUCA
Messenger RNA from Neocloeon triangulifer, 2220 nucleotides. RefSeq names its product polyadenylate-binding protein-interacting protein 1 (gene Paip1). Gene Ontology annotation, biological process: regulation of translational initiation. Gene Ontology annotation, molecular function: translation activator activity; RNA binding; protein binding. The transcript has 8 exons. Bases 223 to 1467 code for a protein of 414 amino acids. The record is from RefSeq and is a predicted model, not a curated record. Lineage: Eukaryota; Metazoa; Arthropoda; Insecta; Ephemeroptera; Baetidae.